This is a messenger RNA of Radiomyces spectabilis, 459 nucleotides long. RefSeq names its product ribosomal protein S27a-domain-containing protein. Gene Ontology annotation, molecular function: structural constituent of ribosome; protein tag activity; ubiquitin protein ligase binding. Gene Ontology annotation, biological process: translation; protein ubiquitination; modification-dependent protein catabolic process. The coding region runs from base 1 to 459 and encodes 152 amino acids. Gene Ontology annotation, cellular component: ribosome; cytoplasm; nucleus. The transcript is spliced from 2 exons. The record is from RefSeq and is a predicted model, not a curated record. NCBI's taxonomy places the organism in Eukaryota, Fungi, Mucoromycota, Mucoromycetes, Mucorales, Radiomycetaceae.
AUGCAACUUUUUGUCAAGUCUCUUGAGGGUAACACCCUUCUCCUCAAUGUCGCUUCCAACGAUUCCAUCUCGACUGUCAAGUCGAUGAUCGAAGCUCGUGAAGGUAUUCCUGCCUGUGCUCAGUUGUUGUCCUACGCCGGUAAGCCUCUCGCCGAAGGUGAUCUCUCGGUCUACGGCAUUGAAGACAGCAACACCUUGCACCUUAACGCUGAAUUGUUGGGUGGUGGUAAGAAGCGUAAGAAGAAGACCUACACCACUCCCAAGAAGAUCAAGCAUAAGCGCAAGAAAGUCAAGAUGGCUAUUUUGAAGUACUACAAGGUCGAUGAAUCCGGCAGAGUCACCCGUCUCCGUCGCGAAUGUCCCAACUCCACCUGCGGUGCCGGUGUCUUUAUGGCCGGUCACAAGGACAGACAGUACUGUGGCAAGUGCCAUUUGACUCUUGUCUUCAAGCAGAACUAA